AUGCGCGACAAAAAGUCACAACCAGAAAAACAAUCUGCCUUAUCAAGAGCAGUCCUAGCUUUUCUACUGACGCUAGGCUUCGCUUUACUAGUUACAGCCAUUCUGGGGUGUAUUGGUGCACUGAGGGAGAACGUGAAAAUUCUUUAUGUGCAUGCCUGCUUUUUAAUAUUUCUGGUAUCAGUAGAAGUAUUAGUGGGUGUCGGAGGAGCUGUUUUGAGCGCUUGGAUAGGUGGAGGAAAUGGAUUGCGAGGACAGUUCUAUCGCAACACCACUGUCGAUGACCAAGGUGUGGAACAAGCCUUUUGGGAUAAGUUGCAGUCUGAGAAUCUAUGCUGCGGUGUAGAUGGGCCCCAAGAUUACGCAAACCUACAACUGGAGAUACCAGUAUCCUGCUGUUCUCCUGCGCACUCUUUGCGCCAAGGUGGGGCAAGGCGUCAGUUGCAUUCCACCUGCCUCUCCGAGAGAACCUAUUAUAUGCGAGGUUGCGACGAAGUAGUGAGGGGGAAAAAGGCUUUGAAAGGGGAUAUUUUUAUUAGCACAGGUGUUAUAUUUACCCUUCUUGAGGUAACCUGUAUAAUUAUAUCAAUUUUCAUGGCAAGAGGAGUUGCUAGCGAGCGUCGAAAGCUUCAACAAACGUUGCAAGCUCAUUUUGAAAGUUAA
Molecule: messenger RNA, 660 nt
Organism: Leptosia nina
Lineage: Eukaryota; Metazoa; Arthropoda; Insecta; Lepidoptera; Pieridae
Source: the annotation of a GenBank genome assembly